AUGUAUAUCAUUAGAAGCUCAGGAACAUCUGGUGGUGAGAGAAAGAUGAUGCCAGCAAUUGAAGAAGAUUUUGGAAGAAGAUAUUUGAUAUUUAGACUAUUAAUGCCAAUAAUGAAUCAAUUUGUUCCUGACCUAGAUAAAGGAAAAGGAAUGUACCUAAUGUUUACAAGAAAUGAAUCUAAAACACCAGGAGGCAUUAAAACUAGUGCAGCCCUCACAAGAUUUUACAAAAGUUCUCAUUUUUUAAACAGAUCUUACAAUCCAUUCACAAGUCCAAAUGAAACUGUUCUCUGUCUUGACUCAUACCAAAGUAUGUAUUCACAACUUCUAUGUGGUCUUUGUCAAAACAACGAGGUCCUUCGUGUCGGUGCUGUUUUCGCUACAAGUCUCAUUCACGCUGUUCGGUUCCUCGAGAAAAAUUGGUCACUUCUCUGCGAUGAUAUAAGAACAGGAACAAUUAAUCCUCUCAUCACUGACAUUUCAGUGAGAGAGGCUGUUAUGAAAAUUCUUAAAUCUGACAAAAAUCUUGCUGAUUUUAUUCAGAGUGAGUGUAGCAAGGGUUCUUGGCAAGGUAUUAUUACUAGGUUGUGGCCUAAUACUAAGUAUGUUGAUGUUACUGUGACAGGAUCAAUGUCACAGUAUAUUCCUACUUUGGAUUACUAUUGUAAUGGUCUUCCACUUGUAUCUAACAUUUAUGCUGCUAGUGAAGGUUUCUUCGGUGUUAACCUUAAUCCUCUUUGUAAACCAUGUCAUGUGUCUUAUACCCUUAUCCCUACCAUGUGCUACUAUGAGUUCUUACCUGUUAAUAGAAGUAAUGAUCCUGUGAAUGAGAAAGAACAACAAGAGUUGGUGGAUCUUGUUGAUGUCAAGCUUGAUCAAGAAUAUGAGCUUGUUGUUACCACUUAUUGUAACAAUGGAGGCCAAACUCAAAAAGUGGUUCUCACCGACUAA
Molecule: messenger RNA, 951 nt
Organism: Lathyrus oleraceus (garden pea)
Lineage: Eukaryota; Viridiplantae; Streptophyta; Magnoliopsida; Fabales; Fabaceae
Product: indole-3-acetic acid-amido synthetase GH3.6
Exons: 2
Coding region: 1-951 (316 amino acids)
Cellular component (GO): cytoplasm
Molecular function (GO): indole-3-acetic acid amido synthetase activity
Source: RefSeq, a predicted model, not a curated record